CUUACAGCAGUACACUCGGUUAUAUAGGGUAUCCGAGCAGUACAACUUUCAAUACAACAGCAAUCUCAGAUAUCUUGAAUCGACUUGUCGAUAAAUCCACUUAUGAUAAAAGAUUAAGGCCUAAAUAUGGUGCUGAACCGGUUGAUGUAGGUAUAACUAUACAUGUAUCCAGUAUCAGUGCUGUUUCUGAGGUUGAUAUGGAUUUCACACUUGACUUUUAUUUGCGACAAACAUGGCAAGAUCCUCGUUUAGCAUUUGGUGAUAUGUAUUAUGGCUAUCAAAAGGGAAAAAUUGAAUCUCUGACGGUUGGUGUAGAUUAUUUGGAGAAGCUUUGGAAACCGGAUACAUUUUUCCCCAAUGAAAAGAAAUCAUUCUUCCAUACCGCAACAACGCAUAAUUCCUUCUUACGAAUCGAUCCGGACGGCACCGUUUUCACUUCCCAAAGAUUAACAGUGACAGCAACAUGUCCCAUGAAACUGCAACUUUUCCCGAUGGAUUCACAGAAAUGCAGACUUGAAAUUGAAAGUUAUGGUUAUACAACUGCUGAUAUUGCUUUAUUUUGGGGCAAAGAUCGCAGGGAUCAGGGUCAAGUAGUCGGGUUCGAAAAUAUUUCUCUACCACAAUUUAAGCCGGUCGGUUAUCGAGUAAAUGUUACCAGGGCGACGACUUCUUCAGAUUAG
Molecule: messenger RNA, 680 nt
Organism: Loa loa (African eye worm)
Lineage: Eukaryota; Metazoa; Nematoda; Chromadorea; Rhabditida; Onchocercidae
Exons: 6
Coding region: 198-680 (160 amino acids)
Biological process (GO): nervous system process; signal transduction; chloride transmembrane transport
Cellular component (GO): neuron projection; synapse; membrane
Molecular function (GO): chloride channel activity; extracellular ligand-gated monoatomic ion channel activity; neurotransmitter receptor activity
Source: RefSeq, a predicted model, not a curated record